AUGCCGCGCGAGAACAGCUUCAGCGACUCCGACGGCCGCUCCCUCACCCCCGACCUCGAAGAAGGCCUCGCGACCUCUCCAACAUACGCCGGCCCCCCUGCUACCCGUCGCAGUAACGACAAUACCAAUGCAUCUGCAGAGAACAGGUAUCCACAGCACCACCCGCUCAAACACAGCUACACAUCCCCUACCCCCGCCCCACUCACCACCCCACAACAACAGCAACAGCAACAGCAGCAGCCCAUCUUCCUCACCCCCACUGUCCGUUUCCGCUCCGCCGUCCGCAAGGUCAUUGCCAUGCGCUCCAUGUCCUCCCUCCUCGCGCGACGCGGCGUCGGCGCGGAGCCAGGCGCAGACCCGCGCUCGGCCGCCGCGUUCCUCAAGUACGGCCACAUCCGCCAGCGGUGCACUAUCGAGGUGAACGACUACUCGACGACGCGGGUGGGCUCCGCGCGGAUGGACAAUAGCGAGUUCCUCAAGUUCCUCGGGGAGGAGGGCGAGCGCGGGGCGAGCGGGGCACGGGAGCCGUGGGUGCGGGUGCGGUGGAUCGACGUCGGGGGCAUCAGCUGGGACGUCAUCAGCGCGCUUGCGCUCAAGUACGACCUGCACCCGCUCGCGGUCGAGGACGUCCUCCACCAGCGCGGCCACCCGCGUUCCAAGGCCGACUACUACCCGCAACACCUCUUCGUCCGCAUCCUCGUCCACACCCUUGCCUCCUCCGCAUCCUCGUCCUUCUUCUCAGACGACCGUACCCCCGAGGACACCUCUCCCGCGGACAUGUUCGCCAGUAUGCCGCGCUCAGAAUCCCCGGCACAGAUGGACGACGAGGAAGAGGCCGACCUCAAGCGCCGCAUGAGCGCCAGCGCCCCCGUCAACGACGAUUCCGACGAAGCAGACGAGCGGACAGUGUUCGAGAGCGCCCGCGCGUCCGUGUUUUCCACCCUGCGCCGCUCCCCGAAGGCGAGGCGGAGGAAGGAGAAGAUGUCCGGCAUUGGCCUCCCCUGGAGUCGUCCGAGGGCGCAUGACGCCGAGGGCUCCCCGCGCGCACCCGGGCAGUGGCCUUUCGCGGCGAUGGCACCCGCCGCGAUACGGAUAGGGGAGAGCAGCAAGAAGGCGCGGUACCAGAAGCUGGUGGGAGAGCUGAAGAAGGGCGACCGGGUGGACGUGCAGAUCCACCCGAUGUGCGUGUUCUUGCUCCGGGACGGGACGGUCGUGUCGAUUCACAACGACACGACGCUGGCGCUGACUGCGCCGAUUGCAGAGCGGCUGAGGCAGCGGGACACGGUGUUGCGGACGAGCGCGGACCCAGCGUUGCUCGUCCAGUCGCUGCUCGACCUCGUCGUCGACCAGGCGCUGGAGGUCGUCGAGGAGUACCAAGGCCGGAUCCUCGAGAUCGAGGAGCAGGUCCUGCUCAAGCCGAGCAUGAAGACCGUCCGCAGACUGCAUAUACUCCAGGGCGACCUCGUGCUGCAUAAACGAACGCUCGAGCCGGUCAAGACGCUCAUAUACGGGCUCAGGCGGUACGACGCGGACCGCGCGCUCGCGCUGCGGGACCCGGACGACGGGGAUGACAAGACGCAGUUGGGGGGGUACAUGAGCCAUAAGGCGAAGAUCUACUUGGCUGAUGUGUACGACCAUAUGGAGUACAUUCUGGCGAGCUUGGAUAUGGUCGCGGGCAUUACGGAGAACCUGAUGAAUUACACGUUCAACAUGGCGUCAUACGAGAUGAACGAAGUAAUGCGCCGUCUGACCACGGUGACGAUCAUUUGCCUCCCGCUCACGCUCCUCACCGGGUACUUCGGCAUGAACUUCACCCCUAUGUGGUCCGUGAACCACAACAGCGACCUCCUGUUCUGGGAGAUCGCAAUCCCGGUCAUACUCAUCGUCGUCCCGCUCUUCAUGUGGGGAGAUAUACGACGGAUGAGGCAUUACUUGGAUAAGAGCUGGAGGCGGAGGAGGAUAAACAAGGUUUGUCUCUUGCUUCCACCUGCUGAUGGGGCGUUGUGCUGA
Messenger RNA from Dichomitus squalens LYAD-421 SS1, 2010 nucleotides. RefSeq lists its product as uncharacterized. The record is from RefSeq and is a predicted model, not a curated record. Gene Ontology annotation, molecular function: cobalt ion transmembrane transporter activity; cobalt ion binding; magnesium ion binding. The transcript has 9 exons. Lineage: Eukaryota; Fungi; Basidiomycota; Agaricomycetes; Polyporales; Polyporaceae. Bases 1 to 2010 code for a protein of 669 amino acids. Gene Ontology annotation, cellular component: membrane. Gene Ontology annotation, biological process: transmembrane transport; metal ion transport.